AGUCCAGUUCCUCAAUAUUCAUACAAAACUAUCGAAAACUAACAUAAAAUUUGGGGAUAUGAACAAAAGGAAGCCCAAGAAAGCGUCGUUCAGGGAGAGGUUCAAGCCAUGUCACCUAGACUAUUCCGAGGAGCGCAAGUGGGAACAGGGCUAUUUGAAGGCCAGAUGUAAGGAACUGAAUUUGGAGGAAGAGUACAAGAAGUACCAGAUCCGUCUGAUGAUCAGUUACCUCAAAGUUUUCUAUCCCUUGUACAUUCUAGUGGUCGUUCUCCUUCAAGUGGUAAAAUGGUCUUGUGCCGAGUAUACCAAAUUUACAUACAUCGAUUUGAUUUGUGAAGGUUCAUCAUUGGUUUUAGUUACCGGCCUAAUGGGUAUAAAUUUCUUCGAGAGCUUUGUGAUUCGUCACAGGUGGGUCAUGGUUUUAACCUCGGUUUUGGCCGCCUUCGUUGUGUUAUUUUCCGAUUUAGCGCUGAUCACCUAUCAUUGUUGCAAGACGCACUGGCCACUCAAUACCACAUAUGACGUAUUUCUGCUAUGCAUGAUCUACAUGUUCCUGCCGAUCCCCUCGAUCGCCGGAGCAGCCGUACUGGCCACCUCGAUCAGUCUCUUGUACAUAAACUACUUUGUUUGGUUUCCAUCGAGCGACCUAGAUAACAUAGCACGCAACAUUCAUGGUACUUAUAUAAUAUCCGUCGACGUGUUCCACUACCUGGGCUUCAACAUGAUGGGCAUAUUCUUCCGCAUCAUGAACGACAUUAUGGUGCGCGCCUCCUUCCUGGACCGCCACCAAUUCAUCAAGGAGGAGAUGUGGUUGCGCAACGCCAUGCGACAGGAAUCAAUGCUUCUGGACAGCAUCCUGCCGCCUCAGAUCGCGAAGCCCAUUCAUGCCAUCAUCAAGAGCAAGAUAUCGCAGUCCGAGAACGGCCCCGAACGAUUCCACCUGGGUAGUACCCGGAGUAGGGAGAACUUCAUGGCCAUCCAGAUUCAUCCGGAUGUGUCCAUCCUGUACGCAGAUGUGGUUAACUACACCCACUUGACAACGACGCUGACGGUGCAGGACCUGGUGAAGGUCCUGCACGACCUCUACGGCAGAUUCGACAUGGCUGCCUCCACCUUCAAUGUGCAGCGCAUCAAGUUCCUGGGCGACUGCUACUACUGUGUGUCCGGAUUGACUGAGGCCGAUCCCGAUCACGCCAAGAUGGCCGUGUCUCUGGGCAUUUCCAUGAUUGCCAACCUCCAGGAAGUACGGGCUGAACGCUCCUUGGAUAUCGACAUGCGCAUAGGAGUCCAUUCUGGCAGCCUGUUUGCUGGUGUCAUUGGAGAGGCCAAGCUGCAGUUUGACAUAUGGGGUCCUGACGUGGAGAUCGCUAAUCGUCUGGAGCAAACCGGCAAACCUGGCUAUGUGCACGUCAGUGGACGUACUCUAAGUAGCUUAAAUGCCGCCGACUACACCAUACUUCCUGGCACAGAAAAGGCCCGCAGGGAUCCCGUGCUGCAGAAGCAUCCGAUGAGCACCUACCUUCUCACCGGUGAAGUAAACAGGGAUUCAGUAAGGUCUGUAGAUUUGGGUUCCUCCUUUUCUGAGCUCGAAAUUAGAACUUUGGGACCCACUCGGAAGACACAGCUUCUCAGUCCGGAUGCAAUGUCCAAUGAGUUGCGUGAGGAGUUUAGCAAAAUGCCAGUUGGGGGAUUUCAAUGUCGUUCGCCUUGCUGCCGCCGGGAUAGAAACAUGAGUAAUGAGAAAGCCCAACAAGAAAUGGGAAUGUUUUGUGCCGUGUUCAAGGACUCAUCUUUGGAGUGGAACUAUCUGCACCAACCCGACUUUAUCUUUAAGUACUCAAUGCUCCUGGCCUGGGCUAUUGGAGGCUGUCUGAUCUACAUCCAAAUCGUGAACAGCAAAGUUGACUGCAACGAAUGUACAGUGGUCGACUUGAUUGUGUUUUCCAUACUGACUUCCCUGUUAUGCCUGGCGUGGUACAAGAAAUUGUGUUGGUGGCAAUAUGGACAUAAUGAGCUAAAACAGUACAGCAAGCUCAGUUGCUUGGCAUUUUACCUGUUCGACAAGAUCCAACACAGUUUCGUCCUGCGAGUUUCGGUCUAUAUGAUGAUAAUGGUCUUGUACUACAUGGUGGUCUCCAUGAUUUUAAUCAAAUGUGAUCAAAACCAGUAUGAGUUGGAUAUCAUAGAGAACAAGCUCUUUCACUACGAUGUGAAUAGGGAAUCGUGCUUCAAUCCUUGGGUCUUCACGAACAUGAUUUCCCUGAUCCUCGGCAUGAGCUACACCUUUGCUCGCAUCCCGUUCGCCCUCAAGAUAUGCGUUAGUUGCUGCGAAGGAGUCGCCUUCGUGUUGAUCGUCCUUUUCCAGUUCGUUUUCGUUUUCCAGCAUAGUGCCACCAUUUCUCCGUUCCUGAGAGCGGAGAUAGCCCAUUGUCUGCGUGUGGGCAUAAUGCUGAUCACUAUGUAUGCGAAGGAGCGUCGAGUGGAGUUCAACACCAAGUUGAACUACAAGCUCAACGUGGACUUGCUAAAUAAGCAAAAGGCGGCCGAUGUUACAAACCAAUCAAUUAUAAUUCUGCUCAACAACAUUCUUCCCUCUCAUGUUGUCGACCUAUAUCUUGACUCAUUGGCUAGACACGAACUCUACUAUGAAAAUUAUGAAAUGGUAUCGGUCAUGUUUGCUUCGUUACUAAAUUUUGAAAUGGAUUUGUCCAGCCUCAGAGUGCUAAACGACAUUAUAACGGAGUUCGAUAAGCUGUUGUCUUCCUACAGGGAAUACUAUGUAGUUGAGAAGAUCAAGGUUGUAGGCUGCACUUAUAUGGCAGCUUGUGGACUGGAUUUUAGCCUUACCUCUAACUUUCAAAGCGCAUCAUUUGAAACCGAAACAGGUGCGCAUUCACCAAGAGUCAAAGGGUAGCGAUUCAAAUCACGAUGAGGUGGCC
Drosophila takahashii is the source of this 2939-nucleotide messenger RNA. Lineage: Eukaryota; Metazoa; Arthropoda; Insecta; Diptera; Drosophilidae. The record is from RefSeq and is a predicted model, not a curated record.